AUGGGUAAGAAGUCCAAACACGGGAAGAGUAGAAAGGACAAAUUCUACUUUCUGGCGAAAGAGACAGGUGACAUAGUGCUUCGCUUUUAUUUAGUAGGCUUUAGAGCUCGGUCCGCAUUCAAACUAAUUCAGCUGAACCGCCGAUUUAAUUUUCUCGGUUCAUCAAAAGUUUUAAUCGACCUUUGCGCAGCUCCUGGUGGAUGGAUGCAAGUAGCUGCAAAGGAGAUGCCUGUUGGAAGCCUAAUCGUUGGUGUUGAUUUAGUGCCAAUAAUGCCCAUACCAAAUUGUAAAUCUAUUGUUGCUGAUAUUACCACUGAGAAAUGUCGUCAGUUACUGAGAGCUGCAAUUCUUAACAAUAAAGCAGACGUUAUUCUUCACGAUGGCGCCCCAAAUGUCGGUACCGCAUGGACAAUAGACGAAUAUAGCCAAGCUGUUUUGUGUUUGAAGGCCUUCUCGUUGGCCACGGAACUCCUUCGCAAAGGUGGUUGGUUUAUAACAAAGGUAUUUAGAAGUCGUGAUUACGAGCCACUGAAAUGGGUCGUGUCUCAGUUCUUUCGUAAAGUAAAGGUUCUGAAACCUGAGGCCUCUCGACAAGAGUCAGCAGAAAUCUUUCUUGUUGGCCAAGGUUAUUUGGACCCCACAUCGAUUGACCCCAAAUUCCUUGAUCCAAAGCACGUCUUUGGCGAAAUAGAAGUUGUCAAAUCUCGAGAGACAGUGGUUGCAUCCCUCCUUAAGCAGACUACUAAGAGAAAAAAAGCUGAAGGUUACGAUGAUGAUAAAUUGUACAAAGAAACAUCUCUGUCAGAAUUUAUGAAUGCAGAUGAUCCUCUUCAGUGUCUGGCAAAAGCUAAUAAGAUUGUCAUCGAUCGGGAAGAUCUCUUGAAACAUCCACUAACACCUUCAUUUAUUCGGGAGUCUUUAUCAGACAUUAAAGUUCUUGGAAAAUCUGAAAUUCGGGAUGAGAAAAAAGAAGAAACAGCGAACAGAUCUGCUGAUGAGGAAGAAGAAGUUCAACGUGAGGUCGAACGUCUUUUGAAAGAUGAACAAAAAGCUACUAAAAAGCGCCUCAAGACCAUUCGUAAGGCCAGGCGCAAAAUUGCAGAACGCAUCGUCCUGAAGAUGGAGCACCCAGGAGAUGUGAUUGAGGAAAAUAGUGCUGGCGAACUCUUCUCUUUAGCUUCUAUUGGUGGUCGCGAUCUCAAACGCUUGGAAAGAGAAGAGGCACGACUAAUCGCUGAGACUGGUCAUUCGGCGUCCGAUCUACUCGUUCUGAAUGAAGAGAAGGCCCUUAAACGGAGACUUCUACGCAAAAGAGCCGACGACUUCCGACGCGCUGUUGAGGGUGGCGAGUAUCUGCACUUUGAUAGAAAUGCGGAACACGAAAUUGACCUUGGCGCUCUUGAAUCAACUAGACCCAUCAACCCACAAGGGCGCGAUGACCUUUAUUUAAGUUCAAGUGACGACGAAGAUACUCGAGAAAACCUCGUUUUCGAAAGUGAUGAUGAUGGUGAUAACUCUGGUUCUCUUGAGUCUGACGAUGACAGCUUCGGGGGCGGUCGGAUAGAUGACGAUAUGUACGCUGAGGCACUGGCUAACGCGGAUUCGCUUAAAACAAAAAACCAUGUCUCCCUUCUUACCGAUCUGGACCCUGAGGAUGAAGAGACUAAGAAAAGUCGGAAAAUCGAGUCGUGGUGUCAUUCAGCUGAACUUAAGCGACUGAUGGAUGCCGACGAGUCAGGCGACGAGGAGGAUGUAAAAUGGCAGGAUAAUGCUAAAGUCGGAAUUAGGAAACGCGUUUCGUUCGCAGAUGACCCCUCAAGUCCCGUAAGAAAAAAUAAAACCGAUGAAUCACAGCCAGAUGUGCCUUCCAGCGACGAAGAGGAGGUCCACCCACUUGUGACGAAAAGGCAAAAAAGAAUGAGGCGUCUUCGAAGACCUUUGACUGCUGAAGAAAGGGCUUUGGCCACAAAGCUAAUACAAUCGGCAAAGAGUCGGCGUGACCUUCUCGAGUGGAAUUUUCAUCGCUAUCGCUUUUUUGAAGACGAAUCCAGCCUACCUGAAUGGUUUGCAGAAGACGAACGAAAGCACAUGCGAAAGGCACCUCCCGUGGAGGACGUAAGCGCUCAUUACAGAUUACCAAUUCAAGGAAAGACACUGAAGAAAGCAGAAGAGGCAAAGGCGCGCAAGAGGAUAAAACUUUCCAAACGCCUCUCUUCUGUCCGCAAACGGGCCGAAAACCUGCCAGACGACCUCACAGAAAGAGAGGCCUGGAGUAAGAUUAAAUCAAUGUACAAAAAUGCGGGCCUCUUGAAGAAAAAACGACGACCAACAAAUUAUGUAGUCAACACUAAAGAUGGAGCGCGCAAUACUUCAAGAACUGCGCCUCGUGGAGCAAAAGUUAAGCUAGUUGACAGGCGAAUGAAGUCUGACCUCCGUGGACAAGCUAAAACCUCAGCGAAACGAGGAAGAAAAGGCAAUGCAGGUAAAAGGAGGGACAAAAGAGCUAAGCGCAGAGGAGCCCAAUAA
Molecule: messenger RNA, 2526 nt
Organism: Mesocestoides corti
Lineage: Eukaryota; Metazoa; Platyhelminthes; Cestoda; Cyclophyllidea; Mesocestoididae
Source: the annotation of a GenBank genome assembly